AAGAAUGCUGCCAUUAAUCCACGGUUUCUGGUUAGGGAAGGUUUUAAUAGUCACAGAGGGUACGACAUCUCCGAUGCACUUGCUAAUAAACUCGCUCACAGAGUCGGCGUAUACAUCAGUGUUGUUGUCUGAGGCCAUCCAGGACAUAUCCCAGAUCAAUGAGGAUGGAGAGAACAUGUUCAACAGGGCCAAGCUGGUGAACAUUGGCUAUGCUGAGGCCCUGAAAGAGUAUGACUACGACUGCUUUGUGUUCAGUGGCGUGGACAUCAUUCCCAUGGAUGACCGCAACCCCUACAAAUGCUUCAGCCAGCCCAGACACCUGUCUGUCUCCGUGGAUAAGUUUGGCUUCAAGGUGAAUAACAGAGGAAUGUCCAUCCCUCGUCCGGAUGGCGUAGUCGGAAAAUGCCGGAAUGAUCCAUCACGAAAGAGACAAAAAUAACAACGAAAAUCCUUAGAGGUUCAAGAGAAUAGAUCAUUACGUUGAAGACGAUGGAUACUGAUGGCCUCCACUCUCUCGAGUACGAAGUUGUCGCAUUUGAAAAGCAUGACCUGUUCACAAAGACUACAGUAGAUGUGGGGAUGAUACCCAAAGAUAAAGAAGACAUAGACAAAGGAUGAAUGAGGAAGAGAUGAACCAGCAGGGCUGGAUCUUGGGCCUGACUAAUCGGUGCCUGUAUGUAGCCUCGCUACUUUUAUAGCCUCGCUACUUUUAUAGCCUCGCUACUUUUAUAGCCUCGCUACUUUUAUAGCCUCGCU
This is a messenger RNA of Oncorhynchus gorbuscha (pink salmon), 756 nucleotides long. RefSeq names its product beta-1,4-galactosyltransferase 1-like. NCBI's taxonomy places the organism in Eukaryota, Metazoa, Chordata, Actinopteri, Salmoniformes, Salmonidae. Gene Ontology annotation, biological process: carbohydrate metabolic process; protein N-linked glycosylation. Gene Ontology annotation, molecular function: cytoskeletal protein binding; beta-N-acetylglucosaminylglycopeptide beta-1,4-galactosyltransferase activity. The record is from RefSeq and is a predicted model, not a curated record. The transcript is spliced from 4 exons. Bases 5 to 439 code for a protein of 144 amino acids.